UUCCCUAUUGGUUGAAGCGUGUCAGAGUGCAGAGAACAACAAACAAGUCAGUGGCUAGACGGUCGGGAUGGACGCAGCUACGUUGACGUACGACACGCUUCGCUUUGGUGAGUUUGAGGAUUUCCCAGAGACCUCAGACCCGGUGUGGAUCUUAGGAAAACAGUACAGCGCCCUCACAGAGAAAGAUGAAAUUCUAUCAGACGUCACCUCACGGCUUUGGUUCACAUACAGAAAAAACUUCCCUCCAAUUGGUGGGACAGGGCCCACGUCGGACACCGGGUGGGGCUGCAUGUUGCGGUGCGGACAGAUGAUCCUUGGCGAGGCGCUGAUGUGCCGACAUUUGGGCAGAGAGUGGCGAUGGUCAGCAGGCGAGAAACAAAGAGAAGAGUACAUCAGCAUCCUCAACGCCUUUAUCGACAAAAAGGACAGCUACUAUUCCAUCCAUCAGAUUGCCCAAAUGGGAGUUGGAGAGGGGAAGCCGAUAGGACAGUGGUACGGACCAAACACAGUUGCCCAGGUUCUCAAGAAGCUUGCCAUGUUUGAUACCUGGAGCAGACUUGUGGUGCACGUGGCCAUGGACAACACGGUGGUCAUCGAGGAGAUAAAGCGCCUGUGCAUGCCCUGGCUGGAUGUCGUGGGAGCGUGCGGCGAUUCGGGGGCGACGGACGGGCUCAAUGGCUGCCUGGAGGGUGCGUGUGCGCUGGCUGAGGAGGAGACGGCGCUGUGGAAGCCGCUUGUCCUGCUCAUCCCGCUCAGGCUGGGACUGAGCGACAUCAAUGAGGCAUACAUCGAAACACUCAAGCAAUGCUUCAUGCUGCCUCAGUCGCUGGGCGUCAUUGGCGGGAAACCAAACAGCGCUCACUACUUCAUCGGUUAUGUCGGGGAGGAGCUCAUCUAUCUGGACCCACACACCACGCAGCCGUCCGUGGAGUCGUGCGACGACAGCCAGGUGCCCGACGAGACCUACCACUGCCAGCACCCGCCCUGCCGCAUGCACAUCUGUGAACUGGACCCGUCCAUCGCUGCGGGUUUUUUCUGCAGAACAGAGGACGACUUUGACGACUGGUGCAUGCGCAUAAGGAGGUUGUCAUGCAAUCGAGGCGGCUUACCCAUGUUUGAGUUGGUGGACAGUCAGCCAUCACACAUGGUCAGCGUGGACGCCCUUAACCUGACUCCCGAUUUCUCCGACUCGGACAGGCUGGAGCGGUUCUUUGAUUCAGAAGAUGAAGAGUUUGAGAUUCUUUCCUUGUGAGGAAGACGUGAACAAUAACGUACUGUUGACAGUGACAAAAAAAAAGAAGAAAAAGACGGAAAAAAGAUUCUCUGCCUCCGCGUCCGAGGGGAAGCCGCAGGGGACGAGCGCCAACUGGAGCCGGUCCCGUUCAGAGGAUGCAGUCGGCGCGCGUCACGCAGCGUUCCCUCCCAACAGCAGCAUCCCUUCGAAAACGCACGUUCCGUCCCGGAGCGAGGGGGGCGUCGGCUCGUAUGGACACCCUCACGUACGUGUUUCCAUUUGAGUCUUAACAAGAUUAACUGUCGAUGAUUCUGAGGUGAUAACGGUGCCUUUCCACAGUCCAUACCUUAACUUGCUUCCAAGUUGCGCUGUGCCCACACCACCUGUACUCAUUACAAAGUGUCCCUGCCACACCACUAUUUAUUUACUCACCACUCAGUAUGUAGACAGACGAGAAGAGGAACAACUAGGAAUAAACCCUGACAGAUAUUUCACUAUGCCGUCUCAAGUUCAUUUAUGUGUGGUGCAAUGUGUCGGGGCCACACUCAAGUGUUCAAAGAAUCAAAGUAGUAACCAUAAUAAUUGAUUCAACAAAAUGUCCUGUUUUUUUUACUGUUGUGGUUUUAUUAUUUAGAUAUUUAAUUCUGAUAAAGUACAGUAUCAUUUUAACUGCAUUGCAAACCUUAGUGAUUAUCUACACAGUUACAAUUCAGUUUUUGGAAUCUGUACUUUUUUGUCACAAUAUUUUGAAUUUAUUCUUUUAAGUUACCACUUUUUUUCCCCCAAUUUUCUUCUUCCUUAGCUUUUUCCUUUUACAACUAUUUUCAUAAAAGUACAACUUGUAUAAUGACUUUGAUCUCACAACUGCUACCAUACCUUUCAACAUUUGCAUCUGGAAAUAAGGUAAAUGAAAUUAGGAUUUAUUAUUUGUGUGCUUUUAUUUUGAAGGCCUGACUUUACCGCUAAGGCAGUGGUCCCCAACCUUUUCUGUACCACGGACCGGUUUAAUGUCUGACAAUAUUUUCACGGCCCAAUCUAAAGGUGUAGCAGAUAAAAGCAAAAUAAAACGAUAAGAUCGGCAUUCAAAACUGUGGUAUUUUCUCUCUAAUAAUAAUAAUAUUGAACGUAAAUCCACCGUGUAAUCAUGUGGAACUUUAUUAGCAGUGUCCUCGUAAUGUCGCACCAACAACAGAACAUGAGCAACAUCCUUUCUCCCCCAACACAAUGCAACACACUCUGGUCGCUAUGGUAAUGUUUAAACAUACCUUCAAAAUAAGACACAACACAAAAACAAAGUGCAUGAAAAUACUCGCUACUCAGAGCAGCACUGAAUCAGUGGGACCCCUGACCUUGUUUUGCUGCAAUGAGACGGUCCCAUCUGGGAGUUAUGGGAGACAAUGAAACCCGAAGUGUGCUACUUUUAGGUCCAGUCUGCUCCGUAAUUUUGUUUUCGUUGCUGUCACUGCAGAAAACCCUGCUUCACACAGAUAAGAUGUCGGAAAUGGCAACAGGGUUUUCAGUGCUGUUGUGGCGAUCUCGGGGUAUUCUGCCAGAACAACGGCAGAGUUCAUGUCUCAAACAGACGUUUAAGGCCCCUGUCAUUUGCGAUCUCCAGCAGUUGAUCUUCUUCACACAUUGACAUGCUGGAUUCACCUGGUUUGUUGACAAAUGGGUCGCGGAUCCAUUACUUGGCAGUUCGUGGAUCUUUUGUGGUUGGGAAGUAGCACUCGAACUCUUCUGACAGCAGGGACAGGUGUUCGUACACCAGCUGGGAGAGCAAAGGUGCUGGCUCAAUCUCUUCCAAAAUCCCCGCCAGUGUAUGAAACAUGUCAAAUGCACCUCUGUUCACACGCUGUCCCAAAAAAAUCCAGUUUGGCUUUAAAUGCAGCUACUUUAUCUGCCACCUUGACAGUUGUCAUUUUCCCUUGAAGUUGAAGUUCAUUGAGCAGGCUGAAUAUGUCGCACAAGCCAGUUUUGCGAUCCAUUCCUCAUCACUGAAGUGUGGUGCCAGCGGCGACUUUUUUUCAGAGAGAAAUCUCUGCAGCGGCUCUCGUAAUUCAAAUACUCUGGCCAGCGAUAUCCCUCGGGAUAACCGUCUUAUCUCUGUGUAUAAGAGGAGGCGUUUGUGGUUCGUAUCCAUCUCUUCACAAAGCUGCUCGAACAGGCGCGAGUUAAAGGUUGAUAACUUUAACCACAUCAUUCAGUACGCCGCUCAGUUCCUGUAGCAUUUUUCGGCUAGCCAGCAUUUCCCUGUGAACGACACAAUGCGUAGACUCGCAUUCAGGUGCAACCUCCUUGAUCCGAGCAGUUAAACCAGACAGCCGUCCAGUCACGGCAGCAGCUCCGUCCGUGCAUAUGCCGACACAAAAGGACCAUUUCAGUUUUCCUGACAUACAAUCAUCCGACGACUUGAAUAGUUCUGCAGCUUUAGUUUUGGUUGGCAACGAUAGUGCACACAACAUAUCUUUGUGCGUAUCCUCCUGAUAAAGAUAUCACACAUAAACAAGUAGUGCCUUGUUGUCAAUAUCUGUUGACUCGUCAACCUGGAGCGCAUACCAUGGUGAAUUAUUAAUUCUCGCCAACAGCUGUGUCUCAAUGUCCUCUGCUAUUUCCUCAAUGCGCAGAGUGACAGUGCUCGCUGAAAGAGGCACCUGUGCAAUCUUUUUAACAGCAGCCUCUCCUAGAAGUUCACGGCAAAUGUCUUUGGCGGCGGGUAGGAUAAGGUCUUCAUCAUUAAGACUCGGAUAAUAAAUCAAACAAAUUAUGUGGGGGAAAAAAAAUAAUAAAAUAAUGGAAAUUAUUUUUUCUUUUUGUGCAGCCCAGUACCAAAUGACACACACCCGGGGGUUGGUGAUCACUGGGCUAGGGCACGGGUGUCCAAAGUGCCAGCCCUCGGCACUUUGGCCCGCAUUACAUUAGAAAAACAUAAUUUAACAAGAAAACUUAAACAACAGCAAAAAUGGAAAACUCAGCAGUAAUUUUACAAGAGUAAAGUCAAAAUAUUAAGAGAAAAAAGUUGCAAUUUAUGAGAAAAUAGUGAUAUGAAGAAAAACUUCAUUUUAGUAUCAAAGUUUAUAUUUACAGACUUUUUUUUAAGUUGUAAAUUUUUUUUUUAAACCACAAAUAAAGAAAAAGUAAAUUAGGUUGCGGAAAAUGUUAUGUUACGAGAACGAAGUCAAAAUAUUAUGGGAGUAAAGUUAUAAUUACAAAAAUAAAAGUUACAAGAAGAAAGCUGAAAUAGUUGGAAAAUAAAAAAAAACUGUAGAAAUGGAAAAAAACAGCUUUAAUUUUACGAGCCAAAAUAUUAAGAGAAAGAAAGUCGUAUUCUAACGAGAAAAAAGUUGCAAUUUUCGAGAAUAAACCCAUGAUAUUAUGAGAUAAAAUAAUGUCAUUGUGGUAGCAUAGAGUUGAAAUAUUAAAGGUAAAUGUUUUUUUAAGUCGUAAUAUGAGAAACAAAACAGAAGAAAGUUGUAAUUUUUGGAAAAUCUGAUUGGGGGAAAAGUUAGAUUAUGGGAAUAAGGUCAAAAUAUUAUAGGAAUAUAGUUAUAAUAGUACCAGAAGAAAAUGUAUGAAGUAUAUUUAAGAAGAAAGUUGAAAUAUUUUUGGGACCAAAAAAACAGCAAAAAUUGCAAACAAAGAGCAAGGACUGAAGUUCUUAGUAAUAAUAAUCACCUACAGUGCCUAUCAUAAGUAUUCACCCCCUUUGUUGCUUUCAUAAAUCAAUCAUGGUCAAUAAAAUUUAGCUUUUUUAACAAAAAAUAUUGGGAAAAAAAAACUCUUAAUGUCAAAGUGAAAACAGAUUUCUAUAAAGUAAUGUUAAUGAAAGAAAAUUAUAUAAAUGAAAAUAAUUGUUUGCAUAAUUAUUCACCCCCUUCAAGUCAGUAUUUAGCAGAUGCACCUUUGGCUGCAAUCACAGCAGUGAGUCUGUGUGGAUACUGUAGGUCUCAAUCAGUCUUGCACAUCUGCCCAUUGCAAUUUUGCUCCAUUCUUUGCAAAACUGCUCAAGCUUUGUCAGGUUGCGCGGGUAUCAGGCAUGAACAGCCCUUUUCAAAUCCAGCCACAAAUUCUCUAUGGGAUUGAGGUCUGGGCUUUGACUCGGCCACUCCAGAACAUUUACCUGCGUCUUUUUUAACCAUUCCUGUGUAGCUUUUGCAGUAUGUUUUGGAUCGUUGUCUUGCUGGAAAAUAAAUCUUCUCCCAAGACGUAGUUCUCUUGAAAAAGAUUGUCCCCCAGGAAUUCUGUGUAUUUUGCAGCAUUCAUUCUGCCGUCUAUCUUUACAAGCCAUCCAGGUCCAGUUGCUGAGAAACAUCUCCACAGCAUGAUGCUGCCACCACGCUUCACAGUGGGGAUGGUGUCUUUUUGGUGAUGUGCAGUUUGGUUUCCGCCAAACAUGACGUCUUGUCUGAUGGCCAAAAAGCUCAAUUUUGGUCUCAUCAGACCAAAGAAUCUUCUUCCACUUGACCAUGGAGUCUUCCACGUGCUUUUUGGCAAACUCUAGUCGAGAUCUAAUAUGACUUUUCUUCAACAGUGGCUUUCUUGUUGCCACUCUCCCAUAAAGCUUUGACCGGUGAAGAACCCGGGCAGCAGUUGCUACAUGCACAGUCUAGAUCUAUUUGUCCUUCCUAUUUCCACUUUACUGUGGUGCAUUAUGUUUCUCAUAACAUUUUGACUUUAUUUAAAAAUCCCUCUUUUUGUGUGUAAUAGUUUGAAUUUGUCAGAAGUACAACUUAAUCCUCACUUUUCAAGUUAGACCUGGUAAUGAUGUGUUUUUCCUCUUCACUGUGGCUCUGCUCGUUCCUUUGUUCAUGUGGGACAGGAUGGCUGAACAUGGUUUUACUUAUGAUAAAAUAGAGCCUAUAUGUAGAGCAGAAAAGAGACUUUAUUGUAGACGCUCAAUUCCACAGCUCUCCCAGAUGCUGCUUCUGAGCCAGGUUGACGACCUUGAGACUUUGCGCUGUGAUGUUGUCAUGUACGUCCUCCACACUUUGAGAAGCAUCGAUGACCUGCAAGAGACACCACAGAUGAGGAGAUGCUCCACAGCGUUCGUGUCCGCGCUGACUUGGCACUCACCUUCCAGUUGACAGACGGAUCCUUCAUGAGCUCCUCAAACCUCUGCUGCACCGCUCUCUGGAAGACGCUGUUCUCAUACCUCUCCCCCCCAAAGUGAUCCCGGAGCGCCGCCUCUGCCGGGCUCAGCUGCAGGAACAUGACCAGGUCCGGCUUGGGGAGUCCUACGUCUGGGUUCUUGCACCAGUCCAGGCUGAAGCCCUGACCAAUAGUUCAAAAUGCACGGUGACGUCAUUCAAGAUUCAAGAGUUUUAUUGUCAUAUGCAUAGUAAAACAGGCAGUUAUACUAUGCAACAUAUGGCGGAUGCAGAGUUCUAAUUGGCUGAUGAGUGACUCACGGGCUUGGCGCCUGUGAAUGCAGCACCGGAGAAGGCGUAUCUGUCCACCACCAGGGUGGUGCCUUGCUCCAGCUUGCUCUUCAUUUGAGGCCUAGAAGCGCGGGAAGAAGAGCCUUGGUUUUGUGGGACUACUUAUUGUUGCGCAUUGAUACACACAUCCACUGUCUUAUAGCAUGUGGUCAAAAAACACCAGGUGUAUCGACUGGAUACACAGUAAAUACAGGAUAAGUAUUUUUCAAUGUCAUUGAAUGAUUUUAUCUUUAAUUUGUUGAUUGUAUGCCUACUAUCUACAUUUGGGUCGAAAUGUCCACCCCAAACGUACAUCAUUUCCCAGCGGUUAGCGGAGAAGAGUAGGUGCACCGUGUGGUCCUCCAAGUCGCUUUUCUUCUCCAG
Molecule: messenger RNA, 7032 nt
Organism: Dunckerocampus dactyliophorus (ringed pipefish)
Lineage: Eukaryota; Metazoa; Chordata; Actinopteri; Syngnathiformes; Syngnathidae
Gene: atg4b
Product: autophagy related 4B, cysteine peptidase
Exons: 13
Coding region: 68-1252 (394 amino acids)
Molecular function (GO): protein-phosphatidylethanolamide deconjugating activity
Source: RefSeq, a predicted model, not a curated record